GGUCUUCCUGCCGCCCCUCCUGGCCGCGCCGGGUAGUGGGUCCCUCCGCCUCGGCCUCUGCCUGCGGGGUGUCCGGGGGUCCCAUUCUGGACGCGGCCCAGCCCCUAGGGGCGCCGCCCUGGCCUCAGCCGCGCAAUUAAGGCCCCCGCCGGCAGCUCCCCGCCCCGGGCCCCUGUCCGCGUUCUUUCCGCUCUUUCCCGGGAGUGGGGUCGGGGUGCGCCCUCCCGGGUCCCGGCUCUGCUGGCUGCUCGCCGUCCCGAGCUCCCGACGCUCAGACGCGCCUCUGAGCACGGGGAGAGGGGACCCGGGAGGGAGGUCGGGGAGGGCGUCGAGACCCCGGCACAGGGGACCCCUGGGCAGACUCCCGGAGGCUGCACUGGCAGGACUCGCUGAAGGCCUCAGCUCUGGCUUGCCCUGGAGCUCAGGGCCUACGGAGGACGAGGGACUGGGAGCCCGUGUCUCUCGGAUGGAGUGCGGGGGGGCUGGCACCAGCACCCUUCUUGCUGUGCCCCUGGGGUGGGGGUGAGGAAAUGGGGGGUCGGUGUGCAGUGAGAGGCAAAGAAGGCUCCUUGGAGGUGCGAGGUGGGCUGUGGAGGGUGGGUGGGCUGCAAAGCGGCACCCAUGGGGGGCUCUGGGCUGGUUUGCCUUCCUGAGGCUUCUGGCUGGGGUGGGACCUGUGUUGGGUUCCAGGCAUCAGCUGCCGCUUUCUCAGGGCAAUGCUGCGUCUGAGAAAUGCAACUUAGUUGCAGAGGAGGAGGAUGAAGGGUUUUCUGGGUCCAGAGUGGUGCUGGCCAGAUCCACUGCACACUUGGGGUUUCUGCUCUCACCCUGGCCAGGGCCCUGGGCAGCUUCCCCAGUGGCAUUUGCCAUACCCCACCCAGCCACGUGCGGAGCCACGAGCCGAGGCCACUUCCCUUCCCUGACCCCCUCCCCCCAGGAUGAGUGGACGCACAUCCUGCUCUGGGCAGAAGGGCAGGACAGGGGCCGUGAGUAACGGUGGCCUGGGGUCAGAGCCAGGUUCAGCUGCAGAGGCUGCUGGUGGCUGUGGAGGUGAGGGAGGCAGGGGGGUCCCGGAUGUUAGCAGGGUGGGCCCUAGGGAGUGGGUGGGGGCCUGGAGGCUUCCUGGAGGAGGGUCCAGGGCCUGUCCCGCCCCUGUUCCUGCCUGCAGGAGUUGUUUACUCAGAGCACGAGGUGGGGGGAGUGAGCUGCUCUCCAAAUCCUGGCUUGGGCCAAGCUGACAUUCUUGGAAUUCCGAGUGUCUGCGCUUCCUAUCCCUCCAUUUCCCAGCAGAGCCCCUGAGAUCUGGAGACUGCCCCAGCCUCGCGCUCUGUGCAUCUCCCCCAAGCCCCCGCCACAUGUGUGCGGAGGCCCCUGGGGGCGCAGGCCUGUCCUCAGUCCCGACUGGGCUCUACCUGAGGACCCUGGGGAGCCUGAGCUUGCCUCGGCCCUGGCGGGUGCGUCCCCCGGAGAGUGUGUGGGGCGGAACAGCCUGGGGCCUGGGCCUGGCCCUGGCCCUCCUCAGAGCUUGGGGCUGUCUUGGUCGCACCCACCACCUGCCUGCCCACUUGUCAGCCUUCAGGGACCCUGAGCACCGCCUGGUCUUUUUCCUGUGGCCAGCCCAGAACUGAAGCGCUGCGGCAUGGCGCGCGCCUGCCUCCAGGCCGUCAAGUACCUCAUGUUCGCCUUCAACCUGCUCUUCUGGCUGGGAGGCUGUGGCGUGCUGGGUGUCGGCAUCUGGCUGGCCGCCACACAGGGGAGCUUCGCCACGCUGUCGUCCUCCUUCCCGUCCCUGUCGGCUGCCAACCUGCUCAUCAUCACCGGCGCCUUUGUCAUGGCCAUCGGCUUUGUGGGCUGCCUGGGUGCCAUCAAGGAGAAUAAGUGCCUCCUGCUCACUUUCUUCCUGCUGCUGCUGCUGGUGUUCCUGCUGGAGGCCACCAUCGCCAUCCUCUUCUUCGCCUACACGGACAAGAUUGACAGGUACGCCCAGCGAGACCUGAAGAAAGGCUUGCACCUGUACGGCACGCAGGGCAACGUGGGCCUCACCAAUGCCUGGAGCAUCAUCCAGACCGACUUCCGCUGCUGUGGCGUCUCCAACUACACUGACUGGUUCGAAGUGUACAACGCCACACGGGUGCCUGACUCCUGCUGCCUGGAGUUCAGUGAGAGCUGUGGGCUGCACGCCCCCGGCACCUGGUGGAAGGCGCCGUGCUACGAGACAGUGAAGGUGUGGCUUCAGGAGAACCUGCUGGCUGUGGGCAUCUUCGGGCUGUGCACGGCGCUGGUGCAGAUCCUGGGCCUGACCUUCGCCAUGACCAUGUACUGCCAGGUGGUCAAGGCGGACACCUACUGCGCGUAGGCCGCCCGCUGCCCGCCGCCCGCUUCUCUGCCAAAAGGACACCCACGGGGAGAUGGCCGCGCCCACAGCUGCCUUUCCCACCACCAGCCUCGGUGCUCUGCCCCAUGCUGGGAGGAGGGAGGGAGGAAGGAACAGGUGCCUGGAGCCCCCGGAACCCUGUUCCUGGAAGGCCCUGACUCAGGUGGCUUCAGGGCAUCCGGACCCCCUCCCCCCACCCCGGGAGGGGUGGCCACACGCUGGCUGCGGGACCCGGGGCAGGGGUGGGAGGGGCCUCCAGCACUUUUUAUAUUUACGUAUUCUCCAGAGCAGUGUUCACACGGGAGCCAGCCUGUGGCCCCCAGCCUCCCGGGAAACGGGCUGGGGCUGGAGGAGCCGGGUCUCGGCAUCCUGGAGGUGGCCCCGCUGGUCCUGGUGCUCCAGGCAGGGCCGUGGACCCCUCACCUACAUUCCAUAGUGGGCCCAUGGGGCUCCUGGUGCAUUUUAAUAAAGUGUGAGCAGCA
Messenger RNA from Pongo pygmaeus (Bornean orangutan), 2856 nucleotides. RefSeq names its product tetraspanin 4 (gene TSPAN4). The record is from RefSeq and is a predicted model, not a curated record. The coding region runs from base 1640 to 2356 and encodes 238 amino acids. The transcript is spliced from 9 exons. NCBI's taxonomy places the organism in Eukaryota, Metazoa, Chordata, Mammalia, Primates, Hominidae. Gene Ontology annotation, cellular component: plasma membrane.